AGUUGAUGUAGAGACUUCGCUCGUAAAGGUAUCCUAUCUACAGUAAGAGCAAGCAAAGCAAUAACAAUCAUGUCAAAGCUAUUGCUGCUCGUGGAUUCAACAACAAAAAAAAUCAAUGAUUACGAGAGACUGGUCGAGUUUGGAAACUCGCCUGAUGAAGAAAUCGAUGUCUCUUUACGAGACAUCCACAAACAAUUACAACAGUUGAAUGAAGAACAAACAAGGUUGGAACAGAAUGCUCAAAUUCCUGAAUACAAGGUACGAGAAUCUGAAGCAUUUUUAAUUCGUAUCCAACGGCGAGUCGAAUCGGCGGAGGAAAUGUUGCUUAAAAAACGAAAUGAUGCUACCCAGGGUCCAAAGAUUCAUUCCUCUUACGCAUCCAAACAGGCCCGUGCUCCAUUGCCUUCAGAUGUAACGUCAAACUAUUCAGAUAUUGAAAUGGAGUCCAUUCAUCAAUUCGAUGGAAACGAUCCAAAUCCUGUUGAUAUCAACUUACUGUCUCAGAUGCAUGAGCAAAUGCUCAACGAACAGGAAGAGUCAUUAGGCGGAAUUGAGAGUAGCGUUCGAAGGCAAAAGCAAAUGGGCUAUUUAAUGAAUAAUGAACUCGAAGAACAUAACGACCUUAUUGAUCGUAUGGGUGAAGAUGCAGAUCGGGUAGAUAAACGGCUAGGCUUGGCAAGAAAUCGCCUGCAAAAGGUAACCCGCAAAGCAAAGCAGUAUCCUCGUUGUUGUAUCAUUCUUUUCCUUUGUUUCUUACUCAUUUUGGUUUGUUUCAUUUAAUGUUUUUUAUCUUCCUUUGUUAUGUUUCCCCUUCUUAGCUUCCUCUGCUCUUUGUACGUUCAUGUUUCUACGGCAAGUUUACGUUUUGUAAUUAUAGAUCCUUUAAAUUUCUAUUUUCUUCCUUAUGUACAUAUGCAUCUACUUUAUGCUUACGUUCAAUAAGUACUCCGAUAGAGUAUAUAAAAAGAAACAAAAAUUCUGUAUGAUUGACUGUGCAUGCAAAAUAACAUCCUAAAACAUUCAAGAUGUCAUUAUUUUUCACAUUAAAUACACAAAUUAUUCUUUCCUAUAUAAAUGUGAAAGCAAAAACAUUAGAUUAAAUUAACUUUUAUGAAUGUUGCUGUCUCCAAAGUAAUUAGUUGUCAAAAAAUAUGAACCGA
This is a messenger RNA of Schizosaccharomyces octosporus yFS286, 1160 nucleotides long. RefSeq names its product SNARE Fsv1. The record is from RefSeq and is a predicted model, not a curated record. Bases 70 to 780 code for a protein of 236 amino acids. Lineage: Eukaryota; Fungi; Ascomycota; Schizosaccharomycetes; Schizosaccharomycetales; Schizosaccharomycetaceae. The transcript has a single exon. Gene Ontology annotation, molecular function: SNARE binding; SNAP receptor activity. Gene Ontology annotation, cellular component: endomembrane system; SNARE complex. Gene Ontology annotation, biological process: vesicle fusion; intracellular protein transport.